Molecule: messenger RNA, 1509 nt
Organism: Salvelinus namaycush (lake trout)
Lineage: Eukaryota; Metazoa; Chordata; Actinopteri; Salmoniformes; Salmonidae
Gene: mrps22
Product: mitochondrial ribosomal protein S22
Exons: 7
Coding region: 24-1049 (341 amino acids)
Cellular component (GO): mitochondrial small ribosomal subunit
Molecular function (GO): structural constituent of ribosome
Source: RefSeq, a predicted model, not a curated record
UAAUCCAUGAGAUAGCUACAAACAUGGCCGCGUUUGGUGCAGCACGGUGCCUCUUUAGGAGCUAUUCUCGGGUCAAAAAUGUCGAUCAAAACACAGGAAUACUUGUCAGAUGUAGCAGAAGGAUGUUGUGCAGUGCACCGUCUGACAGCAGUUCUCCAGAUGCCCAUGUGAAGCCCCAGUUUCUGGAUGCAGAGGUGCAGGACAUCCUAACCAGAAUCACAGGCUUGAACCUGGAGAAGGUGUUCAGACCCAUCAAACAGGAGCUGAAGCCCCCCAAGUACAAACUCAUGACAGACGCACAGCUGGAAGAGGCGAUCCAGAGUGCCAGGGAGCAGGCCCAGAGGCUGCUGAAGAUGCCUCCGGUGCUGCCGGAGAGGAAGCCCAUCAAUGAUGUCCUGUCUGAGGACAAGAUCCUGGAGGGCAUGGACACAGCCAAAUACGUCUUCACUGACAUCACCUUCAACAUACCGCACAGGGAGCGGUUCAUAGUGAUCCGGGAACCCACUGGGACUCUGAGGAAGGCAUCGUGGGAGGAGAGGGAUAGGAUCCUGCAGGUCUACUUCCCUAAAGAGGGCCGCAGGCUCACAGCACCCCCUGUCUUCAAGGAGGAGAACCUGAAGGUGGUGUUUGGCCAGGAUCGUCAUGAGGAUAUGUUGGAUCUGUGCCAGGUCCAGUUUGAACCUGACUCCUCAGAAUACAUCAGGGUGCAUGCAGCCACCUAUGAGGAUCUAGAGAAGAUGGGGAAGUAUGAUCUGCUGCGCUCCACCAGACACUUUGGAGGCCUGGUCUGGUACCUGGUCAAUGCCAGGAGGGUGGACGGACUCGUGAUAGACAUGCUGCAGAAAGACCUGUUGCAGGAUGCAGUGAGUCUGGUAGGUCUGUUCAACAAGGUCCAUCCACACAGUGAGACAGCCCAGGAGGCCUCCAGCCAACAGGCUUCAGGACUGGACCUGCUCAAGAUCUACGCUAAGCGGGAGUCCCAGAGGGCAGGAUACGUAGAGCUGGCCCUGCAGGCCUACGAGCAGACCUCCGCAGAGAGCUCCGUCUGACAUACAUCACCACACCUAACCACAGGACAGCUGUGUCACAUCACAGCAGAGCUCAGUCUGACAUCACCAUACACUUCACACCAACGGAGCUGUGACAUUAUCCCCAAUGGCCUGCCUUUCCAUGAUCAAAAAUUUCACCAACUGGACAAUUUCGGUGAGCAAAGAGAAUAACUUAGUCCUUGAACUAUGGAGCUCAUAUGAACCACUUGCAAGCCAAGUGUCCAUUGGCAAUAAAUGGCAUCAAAAUGUGCAUAUAACUGGGGUCCUCCAGGCUUCAGUCUUCUAUCAUUUGGUGGAAGGGCACACGAUGCAGUGCAGAUAUUCACUAUUCACACAUUUCAACCUUGUCAUUUGUUCAUAACCUUAAUCAUACUGUAUCACAACAUUGGAACUGAGUAAGCUGUUUAAUUCUCAUGAUGUAUGUACAUUCAAAAUAAAAAUGUCUUUAUUUAUAGUCUCA